CUUUGAAAGUUGGGUACGGCGGUGGCGAGCCGGGGCUUCAGAGAUUAUGGUGGCGCUGCGGGACCUUGGGAGCGGCCUGCAACCAUGGUUCCCGUUGGAUCUCAGCCUCGAAUGGGUACACACAGUGUGGGAACUGGACUUCACAGAGACUGAACCAUUGGAUUCCAGCAUAGAAGCAGAGAUCAUAGAGACUGGAUUGAAUGCCUUCACAAAACUUUAUGAAAGUCUUUUUCCCUUUGCUACUGAAGAACAUGAAUCCUCGGAGAGCCUUUGGACAUUCUUCAUUGAGAACAACAUUUCCCAUAGUACGCUAGUGGCGUUAUUCUAUCACUUUGUUCAAAUAGUCCAUUCGAAAAAUGUCAAUGUACAAUAUCGAGAAUAUGGUCUUCAUGCUGCGGGGCUUUAUUUUUUGUUAUUAGAAGUACCAGGUAGUGUAGCCAAUCAAGUAUUUCACCCAGUAAUGUUUGACAAGUGCAUUCAGAUUCUAAAGAAGAGCUGGCCUCAGGAAUCUAACUUGAAUCGAAAAAGAAAGAAAGAGCAACCUAAGAGCUCUCAGGCUAAUCCAAGGGGGAACAGAAAAAGAGGAAAGCCACUCAGGAAAGAGGAUACUGAGAUAGAUGAAAUCAUAGAAGAAGAAGAAGAUGAUGAAGAGAAUAUUUAUUAUUCUGCCCGGGACCUUUCUCAAAUUCGAAAUGCCAUCUUUCAACUUUUGAAGAAUUUUUUAAGACUUCUGCCCAAGUUUUCCCUCAAAGAAAAGCCACAGUGUGUACAGACUUGUAUAGAGGUCUUUGUCACAUUAACUAAUUUUGAGCCAGUUCUUCAUGAAUUUAAUGUUUCACAAGCCAGAAACCUUAACCAAGCAAAGUACAUUCCAGAACUGGCUUAUUGUGGAUUGUAUUUGCUGUGUUCCCCAAUUCAUGGAGAAGGAGAUAAGGUUAUUGGUAGCAUUUUCCAUCAAAUGCUAAAUGUAAUAUUGAUGUUAGAAGUAAAAGGAUCCCAUCGUGCCCCCCUUACUAUUACGUCACAAGUCAUUAAUCGUAGAAACCAAGCAAUCCAGUUUAUCAGCUCACUUGUGGAUGAACUAAAAGAAAGUAUAUUUCCAGUCCUUCGUAUUUUAUUGCAGCACAUCUGUGCCAAGGUGAUAGAUAAAUCAGAGUAUCGUACUUCUGCAGCUCAGUCCCUGGUUCAGCUGCUCAGUAAACUUCCUUCUUCAGAUUAUGCUACAUUCAUUGCCUGGCUUUACAAAUACUCACGAAGUUCUAAGAUCCCACAUCGGGUUUUUACUCUUGAUGUUGUCUUGGCUCUCUUAGAGCUGCCUGAAAGAGAGAUAGAUGGCACUCUCUCCUUGGAGCAUCAGAAGUUCCUUAAGCACAAAUUCUUGGUGCAAGAAAUUAUGUUUGAUCGUUGUUUAGACAAGGCACCUACUGUCCGUAGCAAAGCACUGUCCAGCUUUGCACAUUGUUUGGAGUUGUCCAUUAGCAAUGCAUCAGAGAGUGUAUUGGAGCUCCUCAUUAACAGUCCGAUAGUUUCACAACUAGGGACUCAUACUGGUACCUUACUGAGAAAUUCAUCAGCUUUUUCCUACCAGAGACAGACAAUUAACCCUUCUGAACCCUCAGGGGAGUUGGACAUAAACAAUAGUGGUGAAGUUGGAUCUAGAGAAAGAUGUGUUAUGGCAAUGUUGAGAAAGAGAAUCAGGGACGAGAAGACAAAUGUCAGGAAGUCUGCGGUUCAGGUAUUAGUGAAUAUUUUGAAACACUCUGACAUCUUGGGUAUGGAGGAGGACUUGUUGACUCUACAGGACCUCUGUCGGGACCCCGCAGUAUCUGUCCGGAAGCAGGCCCUACAAUCUCUUACUGAACUUCUUAUGACCCAACCUAGAUGUGUCCUGAUCCAGAAAGCCUGGCUGAUGGGGGUCAUCCCGGUGGUGAUGGACUGUGAAAGCACUGUGCAGGAAAAGGCCCUGGAGUGCCUGGACCAGCUCCUGUUGCAGAAUAUUAAGCAUCACAGUAAAUUUCAUGGGGAGGAUGACAACCAGGUACUCGCAUGGUCACUUCUUGCCCUCCUCACUACAGAAAGCCAGGAACUAAGCCGCUAUCUAAAUAAGGCUUUUUAUAUCUGGUCCAAAAAAGAUAAAUUCACAUCCACUUUUAUAAACAAUAUGAUAUCUCACACUGGCACAGAACAUUCUGCACCAGCCUGGAUGCUGCUUUCCAAAAUUGCUUGCUCAUCAACCAAGCUGGACUACACCAAAAUAAUACAGUCCUGGGAGAAAAUCAGCAGUCAGCAGAAUCCCAAUUCAAAUACCUUAGGACAUAUUCUGUGUGUCAUUGGGCAUAUUGCUAAGCAUCUUCCUACGAGCAUCCGGGACAAGGUGAUUGAUGUUGUCAAGUGUAAGCUGAAUGGAUUUCAGUGGUCCCUAGAGCUGAUCAGUUCAGCUGUUGACACUUUGCAAAGACUUUGUAGAGCAUCUGCAAAGACACCAGUGGAGGAACAGGAACUACUGAAGCAGGUGUGUGGGAAUGUGCUCUCUACCUGCGAGUACCACCUCUCCAACAUUGUUCUGAAGGAGGAUGGGGCAGGGAACAUGGAUGAAGACCUGUUGGUGAAGUACAUUUUUACCUUGGGAGAUAUAGCCCAGCUAUGUCCAGCCAGAGUGGAGAAACGAGUGUUCCUUCUGAUUCAGUCCAUUCUGGCUUCUUCUGCUGAUGUGGAUCACUUACCAUCAUCUCAAGGUACCAGUGAUGCCCCAGCCAUUCAGUCCCCCUCUCAGGUCAUGCCUUCUGUGAUUAGAGCACAUGCCAUCAUCACUUUAGGUAAGCUGUGUUUACAGCAUGAAGACCUUGCAAAGAAGAGUAUCCCAGCCCUUGUGCGAGAACUAGAGGUGUCUGAAGAUGUGGCUGUUCGAAACAAUGUCAUCAUUGUGAUGUGUGAUCUUUGUAUCCGGUACACUGUCAUGGUAGACAAGUAUAUUCCUAAUAUCUCCAUCUGCCUGAAGGAUUCAGAUCCAUUUAUCCGAAAGCAGACACUCAUAUUACUUACCAACCUUUUGCAGGAAGAAUUUGUGAAAUGGAAGGGCUCUCUGUUCUUUCGAUUUGUCAGCACUCUGAUAGAUUCUCACCCAGAUAUUGCCAGAUUUGGAGAGUUUUGCCUGGCUCACCUGUUACUGAAGAGGAACCCUGUCAUGUUCUUUCAGCACUUCAUUGAGUGUAUUUUUCACUUCAACAACUAUGAGAAGCACGAGAAGUAUAACAAAUUCCCUCAGUCAGAGAGAGAGAAGCGGCUGUUUUCACUGAAAGGAAAGACAAACAAGGAGAGGCGAAUGAAAAUCUACAAAUUUCUUCUAGAGCACUUCACAGAUGAGCAGCGAUUCAACAUCACUUCUAAAAUCUGCCUUAGUAUUUUGGCAUGCUUCGCAGAUGGCAUCCUGCCCCUGGACAUGGAAGCCAGUGAGUUACUCUCAGAUACGUUUGAGGUCCUCAGCUCAAAGGAGAUCAAGCUUUUAGCAAUGAGAGCUAAACCAGAUAAGGAUCUCCUUAUGGAAGAAGAUGACAUGGCCUUGGCAAACGUAGUCAUGCAGGAAGCCCAGAAAAAGCUCAUCUCCCAGGUUCAAAAGAGGAAUUUCAUAGAAAAUAUUAUUCCGAUUAUCAUCUCCCUGAAAACUCUGCUGGAGAAAAAAAAGAUACCAGCUUUGCGAGAACUUAUGAACUAUCUCAGGGAGGUGAUGCAAGAUUAUCGGGAUGAAAUCAAGGAUUUCUUUGCAGUUGACAAACAACUGGCAUCAGAGCUUGAGUAUGACAUGAAGAAGUAUAAUGAACAGCUGGUCCAGGAGCAAAAACUGGUCAAAGAGGCCAGUGAGAACAGGAUGACUGAAGGUGGUGAUGGGGCAGAAGCCAUGCAGGUUGCUCUGGAAUUAGACACAAUGCCAGUUCCUGGUGGCCAAGAAAAUGCCACUGUAUCCCCAGCCACAAGCAGGCCUACACCACCUGGGUCUAGCACUGGCCACACAAUGACUUUGCCUCACACACCAGAAACCGGGCCUCUGAAGAUGUUAAUGCCCAAAGCCAGGCCAAUGUCCCUGAGUACCAUUGCAAUUCUGAAUUCUGUAAAGAAAGCUGUGGAAUCAAAGAAUAGGCAUCGCAGUCGGAGCCUAGGAGUGUUGCCUUUCACUUUAAAUUCUGGAAGCCCAGAAAACCUGUGCAGCCGUGCAUCUUCCUGCAGCUUGGAGCGAGAAUCUAAUGGAGCUAUUGACCAUGUAACUAAACGAGCAAUCAGCACCCCUGAGAAAUCCAUCAGUGAUGUCACAUUUGGAGCAGGGGUCAGUUACAUAGGGACACCAUGGACUUCUUUUUCAGCCAAAGAGAAAACUGAAGCCCAGAGUCAAGGAAAUGACAUUUUAUGUUUAUCAUUGCCUGAUAAACCACCUCCCCAGCCUCAGCAGUGGAAUGUGAAGUCUCCAGCCAGGAAUAAAGACAACCCAAACCCCAGUCGGAGAUCCCUCCGAAAGAGCCCCCUGAAAACAGCCAACUGAAAUAGUGUGUUCAAGAGCCCAAGGGAACAUUCUUGAAUCCUGAGCAUGGAAAGGCAGAGGAAUCAUUUGCUGUAUGACUCAGGCAAUGUUUCAUUGUGUAAUACCAAAGCUUUUCCUUAGGAUCUGUCCCAGUGCUGUAUUUGUUCACCUGUGUUUGGCUGACCAACCUUGUGUUAUUUUUCUUUGAUAUAUGUGGUUAAAAAAUUGUGAAAUAGGGCUAGGGUUCUGGCUCAGU
This is a messenger RNA of Urocitellus parryii (Arctic ground squirrel), 4766 nucleotides long. RefSeq names its product non-SMC condensin II complex subunit D3 (gene Ncapd3). The record is from RefSeq and is a predicted model, not a curated record. Lineage: Eukaryota; Metazoa; Chordata; Mammalia; Rodentia; Sciuridae. Gene Ontology annotation, cellular component: condensed chromosome, centromeric region; condensin complex. Gene Ontology annotation, biological process: meiotic chromosome condensation; mitotic chromosome condensation. Gene Ontology annotation, molecular function: histone binding.